GGGCGGGACCCCUCUCAGGGGACCAGAAGAGGCCCUCUGGGGAUGGUCCCUGGAGAAUCUCGCGAGGCUGGGAAGCUGGACUGUGUGUCCGAAGGGCGAAGCCGAGAUCUCUUCCUUUGAAUUUUUGGCACGUUCUGUGGCUUGCUGGUGGCCGUAGUUUGCAGUCCUGUUUUGUUUGUGUGCAGUAAUCCAUCUGUUCUCCUUGUGCCAUGUGUGAGAGAGUCCCCAGGACACCUACCUAUGAAUGAAAUUGCUGGAUUGAAAGGAAUUUCUUCACAUGGCUUCCGAAGAUGUGACCGUUACGGUUCGCCUCAUUCGUUCAUUUGAGCAUCGCAAUUUCAGACCUGUAGUAUAUUAUGGAGUUCAUUUGGACCAGACUGUAAAGGAAUUUAUAGUAUUUCUAAAGCAAGAUAUCCCUUUGAGAACCAGCCUGCCACCACCAUUCAGAAAUUAUAAAUAUGAUAAACUAAAGAUUGUUCAUCAAGCACAUAAAUCAAAGACAAAUGAACUUGUGUUGAGUUUGGAAGAUGAUGACAGGCUCCUGUUAAAAGAAGACAGCACCCUGAAAGCAGCUGGAAUCGCCAGUGAAACUGAAAUUGCCUUUUUCUGUGAAGAGGACUAUAAGAAAUACAAAGCUAAUCCCCUUUCAUCCUGGUGAGAACUUCACAGGGCUUCCUUUUUGCAUACUUGUAUUAAGCUCUUUAUUCCACUAGUGAGUUUUUUAAGUUGACAAAUAAACUUAAAAAAAUGA
Molecule: messenger RNA, 751 nt
Organism: Eubalaena glacialis (North Atlantic right whale)
Lineage: Eukaryota; Metazoa; Chordata; Mammalia; Artiodactyla; Balaenidae
Gene: C1H2orf76
Product: chromosome 1 C2orf76 homolog
Exons: 7
Coding region: 278-658 (126 amino acids)
Source: RefSeq, a predicted model, not a curated record